Corylus avellana is the source of this 676-nucleotide messenger RNA. It is a transcript of the gene LOL2, whose product is annotated as lsd one like 2. Lineage: Eukaryota; Viridiplantae; Streptophyta; Magnoliopsida; Fagales; Betulaceae. The record is from RefSeq and is a predicted model, not a curated record.
ACAGAACGACGCCGUGUUGGAGACAUGUCUCUGUAAAUUCAGAGACAGACGGAGAGAGGGAGAGAGACUCAGAGAGACAGAGAGAGAGAGAGAGAGAGAGAGAAAGAGAGAAUGGGGAGCAAAGAAGUAGAAGAAGAAGAAGAAGACGAGGGGCCUCCGCCAGGUUGGCAGUCCAUCCCUCCCCCUUCUUCACAACCACCACCAGCGCCACCUUCUGAAAUGGCUCAAAUGGUCUGUGGUUCUUGCCGUCGCCUGCUGAAGUAUCCUCGUGGAGCCAGACAUAUUGAAUGCUCAUGCUGCCACACAGUCAACUUUGUAUUAGAAGCUCAGGAGGUAGGGCAAGUUAGGUGUGGCAGCUGUGAAGUGUUGCUGAUGUACCCAUACGGAGCAUCAUCAGUCAAGUGUUCCUCUUGCCAUUUUGUGACAGAAAUUGGGGAGCACAAUAGGCGACCUCCAUGGUCUGCACAGCAAGGGCAACGUCCUCCUGCUUCCAACCCUGUUCAUUAAACAACUUACAUUCAUUCCUGUUAGGGAUGUUAGCUGGGGUGUCCUUUCUAUUAACUUCAACGUUUUUUUUUUUUUUUUUGGCUUUUUCUCUAUUUGUUUUUUCGUAUAAUUGUUACUUUAUAUGUAUUUUCUUAGAAUAUUGAUUGAAAAAAUAGAUUUUCUUGAUAAA